Messenger RNA from Limanda limanda (common dab), 915 nucleotides. RefSeq names its product gap junction delta-2 protein. The record is from RefSeq and is a predicted model, not a curated record. Lineage: Eukaryota; Metazoa; Chordata; Actinopteri; Pleuronectiformes; Pleuronectidae. Bases 1 to 915 code for a protein of 304 amino acids. Gene Ontology annotation, biological process: cell communication. Gene Ontology annotation, cellular component: connexin complex. The transcript has 2 exons.
AUGGGGGAAUGGACUAUACUAGAGAGGCUCCUGGAGGCUGCUGUCCAGCAGCACUCUACUAUGAUAGGAAGGAUCCUACUAACAGUGGUGGUCAUCUUCCGGAUUCUAAUCGUAGCAAUAGUCGGAGAGACCGUCUAUGAUGACGAGCAGACCAUGUUUGUUUGUAACACCUUGCAACCGGGCUGCAACCAGGCAUGCUACGACAAGGCGUUCCCCAUUUCACACAUCAGAUAUUGGGUCUUUCAGAUCAUCAUGGUGUGCACGCCGAGCCUCUGCUUCAUCACGUACUCCGUGCACCAGUCGGCCAAGCAGAAGGAGCGGCGCUACUCCACGGUCUACCUGACGCUGGACAAGGACCAAGACUCGCUGAAGCGCGACGAGAGCAAAAAGAUCAAGAACACCAUUGUUAACGGAGUACUGCAGAACACGGAGAACUCCACCAAAGAGGCCGAGCCGGACUGCUUGGAGGUCAAGGAGAUCCCUAAUUCGGCCAUGAGAACUACAAAGUCCAAACUGCGGCGGCAGGAGGGCAUCUCCCGGUUUUACAUCAUCCAGGUGGUGUUCAGGAACGCGCUGGAGAUUGGCUUUUUGGUGGGCCAGUAUUUCUUGUACGGAUUCAACGUGCCCUCGGUGUACGAGUGCGACCGCUACCCCUGCAUCAAAGACGUCGAGUGCUACGUGUCCAGGCCCACGGAGAAGACCGUGUUCCUGGUCUUCAUGUUCGCGGUCAGCGGCUUUUGCGUGGUGCUCAACCUGGCCGAGCUCAAUCACCUGGGCUGGAGGAAAAUCAAAACGGCCGUGCGCGGCGUGCAGGCGCGGAGGAAGUCCAUCUAUGAGAUCCGGAACAAGGACUUGCCCAGGAUGAGUGUGCCCAAUUUCGGCCGCACUCAGUCCAGUGACUCGGCCUAUGUGUGA